Messenger RNA from Zingiber officinale, 2891 nucleotides. RefSeq names its product zinc finger CCCH domain-containing protein 53-like. The coding region runs from base 401 to 2341 and encodes 646 amino acids. The transcript is spliced from 9 exons. NCBI's taxonomy places the organism in Eukaryota, Viridiplantae, Streptophyta, Magnoliopsida, Zingiberales, Zingiberaceae. Gene Ontology annotation, molecular function: RNA binding; metal ion binding. The record is from RefSeq and is a predicted model, not a curated record.
UCUCAGUGACAGUGGACAGAAAAGGACAAUUAAAGGACCAGAAAGAGGGACAAGCGAAAGAGAGGAGAAGCAGGGUAAAUGGGCCGUCUUUGACCAGGUUGGAGCGCCAUUCUAUGAUUUCUCGGCUUCGGCAGCAGAGAGGAGGAGGGCGUGAAGGCGGAUUGAGAUAGGGAAGCUGGCCUAUUUGAGCCGAUCCAAGGUCCUUCCUUCCGUUGCGUGAUCGGAGUUCAGUUGCGGUGGCGUUGCAGGGGAGGAGCUCGCUUUCGUCGUUGAGAAUGGAAUCAGUGAUCAGUUGCUAGUACUGUUAGCAGCUUCUGCUCGAGUGUCCUUCGAUUAGUUGGUGGAGGUGCUGUUGGUGCUAUAAAGGAGGGAGCUUUGAAGGCGAGGGUGCACUCCGAUCAUGGACUCCUACGAGGCGACCAGGACGGUGUUUGCAAGGUUGCAGAGCUUGGAUCCGGAGAACGCUCACAAGAUCAUGGGCUUCCUCCUGUUGCAGGAGAACGGGGAGAAGGAUAUCAUCCGGCUUGCGUUUGGGCCGGAGGCGCACCUUUAUGCCUUGGUCACCAAAGCCAGGAAGGAGCUUGGCCUUGCCGCCGCUUCCGCUGUCUCGCCUUCCUCCUUCCUGCUCCGCCAGAACUCCGCCUCCCGCCUGCUCUCCCCCUCUUGGCACGCGCCGGCCGCUGCCGCCGCCGCCUUCUCCCGCUCCAACAGCAGCUCCUUGGACGAGCUCCUGAGCCCGGAGGAGCUCGUUGGGGCUAAGAAUGUCAACGCGCCGCCCUUCUACGGGGGCGGCGAUCUUGCAGAUGAGUUCCACCUCCCCGACCAACUCUCCUUCCGCGAUGGCGUCGACUGCCGGGGCCCUACUCGGAGCGGCGACCCAGCAGCGUUUUCCUACGGGGCGGGAUGGGGGGUUAACGGCUACCACCACCGCCGAAGCGCCUCCGCCGCCGCCGAUCUUCGACUUGGAGACACCGUCGGUGGCCUCGGCUGGGAGCCGUGCCUCUACUUCGCGAGAGGCUACUGCAAGAACGGCGACUCCUGUCGGUUCCUCCACGGGCUCCCCGAGGAGGCUGCGGCGACGAUCGCCGCCAAGAUGGACACUGCGGCGGCGGUGGAGCAGCAGUGCCAGGAGCUGCUACUGAGGUCAAACAGCCAGAGGAUCGGCGGCUCUUCGCAGCUCAUGGCCUCCGCGAUCCCCUUUUCACCAGCAGGCUCCGACCGGCCGUCGCCGUUAUCGCCGUCCACUAAAUCCCUCAACUUCCUGCUCCAACAGCAGCAAAAUGAGAGCCAAAGGGCGGCCGCGGCGGCGCUGAUGCUGGGAGCCGACGAGGCCCACAAGUUCCUGAGCAGAUCAAGAAGCGAUCUGUUGGCGAAUCCAAGCUCGAGGCAAAUCUACUUGACCUUCCCUGCCGACAGCACCUUCAGCGAAGAGGACGUCUCCAAUUACUUCAGUAUCUAUGGACCGGUGCAGGAUGUUCGAAUUCCCUAUCAGCAGAAGAGGAUGUUUGGCUUUGUGACCUUCCUCUACCCGGAGACCGUGAAGCUGAUCUUGGCAAAAGGGAACCCGCACUUUGUGUGCGAUUCCCGGGUGCUUGUCAAGCCUUACAAGGAGAAAGGAAAGGUCCCCGACAAGUUCAGGAAGCAGCAGCUCUGUGAGAGGGGCGAUUUCUAUGGCUGUACGACUCCUACUUCCCUGGACGCUAGAGAAGCUUAUGACCUUCAUCAAGUUGGAACAAGGAUGCUGUACAACAGCAGCUGCCAAGAGCUGCUGCUGAGGAGAAAGCUAGAGGAGCAACAGCAAGCAGCUGAGCUCCAACGGGCGAUUGAGCUGCAAGGCAGGCGAUUCAUGGGCCUGCAACUCCUCGACCUCAAGAACAGAACCCUUUCCUCCGCGGCCAUUGCCUCCACCAACUCCCCCACCUUCACACCCAACCCUUCAGUGAAUCCUUUGGAUAUUAGCUGCAAUGGCGGCGGCGGCGGCAGCAGCAGUAGCAGCAGCCCGGACGAGUCGCCAACAGAUAAGAGCAAGAUAAAUAGUUCCCAUAUCUCAUUGAAGGAGGAUAAGGAUAAACCUGUUGCUGAUGUUAACAACAAUGAAGACAGUGAUGUCCAACCAAGCACAAAGCACAAUUUGCCUGAUAGCCCCUUUGCUUCGCCCACCAAAAAGUCGUCUUCCUUCGCGCUUGAUUUAUUCUCCACGAGCGAAGACGAUCUAAUAGCUUCCUGCACUGCCAACAAUGGCGGAAACAGCUUCAACAACACCCAUCUAGACAUGCCAUCCUUCGAUCCCUGCUUCAAAAUGCCAACGUUCUCCUCCGGCUUUGGAGCAAUUGGAAUGUGAAUUUGAAACACUAGUCCUAUCAAUGUAAGAUCUAGCUAGUAAAGCAGAAGGAUGUGGAUAAAAGAACACAAGAAAAGUGGUCCAAAGUUUCUUUCCCCCUUUUCUUCUCCAUUUCAGUUCAUAGAGAUUAAAGUUUACAAGGAAGGCCUUCCUCUGUCUUACCCUAAACCUAAACUGAUACCUUCCUUCCUUCCUUCCUUUAAUCUGCUACUCAAACAGUUGUAGCUAUGUAUCACUGUCCAUUUAGAUAAAGAUAGGUAGGUUCCAAAAUCUCAUACCAAGUCACAGAUAGAUGACAUUAGAAAGCUGGAACGUAGUUAACUUGGAGCAGAAAGAUCAUGUACAAGCAGACGAAAUCAAGCACAUGGAGUGCAUAUGAAAAGAGCUGGAGGUGAUCGUGCAGGCAUGUUCUUCUGCUGUGCUUUUUUACCCUUUGCAAGGGAUUUUACUUGUCUUUUUGUUAAGAUGAAAGUGGAAAACAGAACUUUGAUGAUCCAUAUAGAUAUUGAAAGGUUUCAGAGAAAGAAGGUUUGCUUUCUCCUUACUUUGA